GGAGCUACUGGGCUGAUGGAGCCUGAGCUGCUGGACCUCCCCCUCGGGGUCAAGAUCCCUGUGGUGCCCGGCUCCAAGCCUGUCUUCAGCAGGGCAAAGCUGGGGGAAAAGCUUCACCGGCCCUCAGGCUAUUUUGACCUGGGCGAUCCCUACUGUCGCCUAACGAGCACAGAGUACAACAGCCUCCAUGACCCGCAUCUGCAGGCCUACUACAAACGCAAAGACAACCUCCGGAGGCUGAAGAAAGAGGGUUACGUCACCAGCGACGGCAAAGUAGGUUUGGGCGUCGCUGGGCUGGGAAAAACGGUUCCCUCCGCGCGGGGUUCCCUGAGCACAGAGGCGGCGUACGCACAGCAGCAGCUCCCCUCCCGCUGGGUUCGGGCUCUUUCGGGGAAGGCAGGCUGCGUAGCUGGCUUGACAGUGCUCGGGUGAUUUCUCCCCUCGUCUCUCCAUAGGUGGUUUGCACUCUGAAGGAGUUCAACGAGUACAGGCAGUAUCUGACCAGGCUCAAGCUGGAGGCAGAGAAAAUGGCCAGGCAAGAAAAGGUAGGCAAAGCGGAGUGCUGGCGGACACCUGUCAGCGGCACGGUGCC
This is a messenger RNA of Grus americana (Whooping crane), 592 nucleotides long. Its product is annotated as fibrous sheath-interacting protein 2-like. The coding region runs from base 16 to 432 and encodes 138 amino acids. The transcript has 2 exons. Lineage: Eukaryota; Metazoa; Chordata; Aves; Gruiformes; Gruidae. The record is from RefSeq and is a predicted model, not a curated record.